AUGGAUACAAUGAUGUCCAUGGCAGCGCCGCCAGUGCUGCAAGGUAGCAGCGGCUACUACACCUGGCAAAGGCAGCUGCGAAUCUAUGUCAAUGGGGUCAACCCAAUGAUGUGGGAGGAGAUCACAGGAACAGCAUAUUUCCAUGAGAAUCAGUUAAAGUUGCACUGGAAUGACAAACAUGCAGGAGAGCCGAACCACCAACAGGCCGAGGAUCAUGCAUGCAUAGUAAAUUUGGUGGCAACCAAUCAGGACAUGUUUAGAGAGAGGAAUGCCAAGACUAAGGAGGAAAAUGCCAAGGCUCAUCACAACACACCUAGUUCACAGGGUGUGAAUAGCAAGUCUCAUGAACAAAGCAAAGUACGAAAGGAGCUAGAACGUGGCCCAGACGAAGAGGUGUAUCACAUAACUUCAACUGAAUCCUAUGAUCAAGAUACUACCGAUUCUGGUGGGAUUUGUAGUAACCUCCCGCUUGUGCCGUUUUGGGCGAGAUCUGUCAUAGAACCACUUCUACUACAGAUCUCGAUGAACUCUGCUGUAACCCUUAUUUUGCCCAUUCCUGUGAUUCCUGUGCUCCUCUUCAUAUGA
Messenger RNA from Ustilago hordei, 585 nucleotides. RefSeq lists its product as uncharacterized. The transcript is spliced from 3 exons. NCBI's taxonomy places the organism in Eukaryota, Fungi, Basidiomycota, Ustilaginomycetes, Ustilaginales, Ustilaginaceae. The record is from RefSeq and is a predicted model, not a curated record. Bases 1 to 585 code for a protein of 194 amino acids.